AAGAGUCCACAGACUUCAUCCACUGUACAGAUGAGAAAAAGGACCACAGUCACCUUCCAGGCAGUGCGGAUGACAGUUCAGCGGCAACAUGGCAACUUUACUGCAGUCCGAGAACAGAUGAUGCUCUUUGACUAACUAUAGAUGUAGAGAGUCUCCUUCCGCCUCAAGUCUCUCUCUGUGGAUGCCUCAAAAUGUCAAGCAGGGUCCGAGUUUCCGUCACCCAUCCGAGGAUCUUGAACAGGAAAUACCGUUCUUUGGCCCUGCAGGAUACAAGAAAAAAAGGCCCCCAGAUACACAGGCGGAGUGACCAGGCACGCGUGCGGCCUGACGGGAAUCGUAGUCAAGUCUCCGCUUCCAUCAGGCCCCGCCCACGGAAGUACGUUCCCGUCGUGCCCCGCGGGGUAGGCGGGGCGGCCCGGUUGCUAGGACUUGGAGAAGCAUGGCGUUCGCGCGGGCGUCCCUCAGGGAUUGAAUCCUGGACUUUGGACAUACUAGACGGGCACUGUGCUGCAGAUCCACGUCCCCUCCCUUCAGUAGCAGAUUCCAGGCAGGACUCUACUCCUGAGCCCCCUCACUGUAUAAAAGGUGGCCCCUUGUGCUUGGGUGGCAGGUCAGCCAGUACAGAAAUGGCAGGAAAGGAGAAUAACUUUCCGCCCCUGCCACGCUUCGUGCCACUGAAGCCCUGCUUCUACCAGGACUUCUCCGAUGAGAUCCCUGUGGAGCACCAGAUGCUGGUGAAGAGGAUCUACCAGCUGUGGAUGUUUUACUGUGCCACUCUGGGUGUGAACCUGGUGGCCUGCCUGGCCUGAUGGAUUGCAGGUGGAACACAGGCCAACUUCGGCCUGGCUAUGCUCUGGCUGCUUCUCUUCACUCCCUGCAGUUAUGUGUGCUGGUUCCUGCCUUCGUAUAAGGCCUUCCGGGCUGACAGCUCCUUUAACUUCAUGACAUUCUUCUUCAUCUUCGGGGCACAGUUCGUCGUGACGGUCAUCCAGUCCAUCAGUUUCUCAGGCUGGGGAGUAUGUGGCUGGAUGGCAGCUGUUGGAUUCUUUGGGGUCAAUGUUGGGGCUGCUGUGGUCAUGCUGAUCCCAGCCAUCAUGUUUUCCUUGUCUGCUGUCAUGCUGGCCAUCACACUUGUGAAGGUGCAUAGGAUUUACCUUGGGGCUGGGGGAAGCUUCCAGAAGGCACAGACAGAAUGGAACACUGGUACCUGGAAGAAUCCCCCAUCAAGGGAAGUCCAGUUUAACAGCUUCUCUGGGAAUAACCUACCCGAGUACCCCACUGUCCCCAGCUAUCCCAGUGGAGGCCAGUGGCCUUAGGCAUCUGGCUGGCCUCAAUAACAUGGCUCUGUCUCCUGCCACCACCCUUGGUCCUGAAGCCCAUGCUUCUCCCUGAGGUCCUAGGAGGUCCUCGGCCUGUGUUCAUCUCCUGCCUGAGCCCUCAGCAAGCACUGCCCUGUGGGUGGAGUAAGGAAGCUCACAAACACCCGGAUAAAAGAUUAUCAAAUAUUUAUUUGGGGAACACACACAAUGAGGGUAAAGAGCCACCACAGUCUUCUGCCCUGGAGGUGCAAGGUGCUACUCUCAGGGUCUCAGACCAGAGAGAGAGAGACCCCCUCCUCUUCCUUAGAAGGGAUCACGUCUGCACAACAAAGCCAAACUAUUGGCGGAAUGAAUUCCCCCUGCACUGCCAUCCUACCAGAGCCAGGCUAUGUGACUGCCCCACUCCCAGCUUGUUCAAGGAGUGGCCUCAAGCACCAGCUCCUGUCUUUUGCGUUGCUGAGACAAGUGUUGGACCCCAGGGAACUUGUGGAUGAACACAGGAGCCUCAUCAGCUCUACCAUCCAGGCCUCCCCUGUGCUCCUCCGGUGACAGGAUCCUACAGCUUCCUUGUCCUGUCCCUAGUGGCAGUGGCAGUCUGCUGUCCCCACCACCAUCCAGAAAUCUGGCUCCAGGAGGCUCCUCCUCUUUCUGUGGGAGGAGAAAGACAGGCUCAGCUGCAUGGCAGCCCACACCCUGCCACAGAGACUAGCCAGGCCCGGUGGCCCCUGAUCUGCUGGGAGCAGAGCCAGGAACAGAUCUGUGCCUUAGCGAGAACCCUGCUUCCCCUCACCGUUCUGCCUUCCUGGGGCAGCUGUGGCCUCGCCAGGAGAUCCAAACUGAAUCUUGAAAUGUCAUUGUACCCUGAUAACAUUGGACUCUGCAUUCUUCCUGUGACCCACUGAUGCCACUUGCUAAGUCACUGCAGUCUCCAGGCCUCCCCACAAGAUCAUGCCCCUCCUCUGCUGGUGUCCCGCCAAACUGCUUAGGCACUUUACCUCUGUUCUGUGCCCCAGGAUGCCCAGAGGGUCUAGGAUAGAGUUGCAGGCAGGCAACUUGAUCAUCUCAGAUGAUCGUGGGGAUGGAGCCCAGUGCCCCCAAUAGGGGACAUGCCCUCAAGCUCCUACAGCUCCACCCUGCCCACCCGUGGGUAUGUGCACCCACAUGCCAUAGUUGGUUUUGUAAUGUGAGAAUAUUCUGGAAAUAAAUUCUUUUUCUGCAGCA
Molecule: messenger RNA, 2540 nt
Organism: Cricetulus griseus (Chinese hamster)
Lineage: Eukaryota; Metazoa; Chordata; Mammalia; Rodentia; Cricetidae
Source: RefSeq, a predicted model, not a curated record